AUGUCAGCUACUCAAGUGCAAGUUCAAUCUCUCAAGAGAUCCAGAUCGAGCUAUGAGCCAAACUCGGAGUUGAAAUCGGAAGUCUCCGCGAAAAAGACCAAAUCUGAGCCAAAGAGAGUCAAUAAGAGCAGCACUGCUAAACCGCAAAGUCGAAAGCUGAAAGACAAACAGACAAUUACACCACCAGAGACGCCACCAGUGAAGCCUGAGGUCAUUGAAAGCGAAGUUGUUUCCGAAAUCCAUUUCAGCGCUAGUCAUCAAUCGAUAUUAUCCAUUACCCAUUUCAAAGAACCACUCAAGAUUCAAACCGAGUACCCCAUCCCUGAGUUGGGUCCCCAUGAAGUCCUCGUGCACAACAAAGCCAUAGGCUUAAACCCCAUAGAUUGGAAAGGUAAAAAGUUCGGAUUCGGCAUCUACCAUUUCCCCUGGAUCAAUGGCCGCGAAUCGAGCGGUAAAGUCGUUAAGUUAGGCACCAAAGUCUCGGGUUUCCAAAUCGGCGAUAAAGUAGUAGUGAGCUCGACUAGCUACAGAGAUAAUCGCACUUCGACUUUUCAACAAUACACGGCGAUUGACUCUCGCUUGGUGUGGAGAUUACCACAAUCAUUCACGUAUGAAGACGGGGCUACCAUCGGCGUGGGACUCGUUACCGCUGGCAUCUUAUUCUACAACUCAUUUGGAUUCAAGUUGGAGAAAGAACCCCCCCAGCAAAAGGGAACAAUCUUGAUUUGGGGCGGGGCCACGAUAGUCGGGAUCUACCUUGCGCAAUUGGCCAAGUUGUACGGGUUGAAAGUCGUGAGUGUGGCAAGCACGAAACACGAGCUGUACUUGAGAGAAAUUGGAGUCGACGUGUUGGUGGACCGGUACUUGAGCGACGACGAAAUCGAACAGCAAGUAGCCGCGGCUCUGCCUGAGGGAAUAGCAUACGGGAUCGACUGUGUUUCGAAGGAGACAUCGCUCAAAGUCAUCAAUCUACUUGAUAAGAACCACAAAAAUUUAAAGAGCGAAGCAGAUAAGCUCAGAAAGCCGCUCUUUGCUGGCAUAGUGGGCGUGCCUAAGGAGUACCCCGAGCUGGUUGAGCCUCGCGAAGUGGUAAUCAAGCGCUUCCAUGAAGACCUCGAGUUUGGCGCGAAAUUUAUAGAAACCACCACUUCUUUCUUGGAUCAACAGUUGAUACGGCCUGCGAGAUACAAGCAGUAUAAAGGCGGAUUGGAAAUCAUCGAUGAUGCAUUGAAGGAUUUGGAGAAAAUCGGAGGCAAUGGUGAGAAAUAUGUAGUUAGCGUUUAG
Lodderomyces beijingensis is the source of this 1284-nucleotide messenger RNA. Lineage: Eukaryota; Fungi; Ascomycota; Pichiomycetes; Serinales; Debaryomycetaceae. The record is from the annotation of a GenBank genome assembly.